This is a messenger RNA of Drosophila yakuba, 1516 nucleotides long. RefSeq names its product putative gustatory receptor 98b (gene Gr98b). Bases 148 to 1362 code for a protein of 404 amino acids. Gene Ontology annotation, cellular component: dendrite; neuronal cell body; membrane. Gene Ontology annotation, biological process: sensory perception of taste. The transcript has 4 exons. The record is from RefSeq and is a predicted model, not a curated record. Gene Ontology annotation, molecular function: sweet taste receptor activity. Lineage: Eukaryota; Metazoa; Arthropoda; Insecta; Diptera; Drosophilidae.
UUCCCAUUUUACACAAUUCAAUAUGCAGUUACCAUAGUCUCCUGAUAGUUUGAAUACUAUUGGGUACCCACAGGUACAGUGCAUCUAUUACAGGUCCCGGCUUAACUGCUGAUUUGGUCAGCAGUUGGUUUUCAGACCUCAUCCAACAUGGUGUCCAAGAAGAGUCGUCUCCUGGCCACAGUCUUUCCAUAUCUGGACAUCUUUUCCGUGUUUGCCCUCACACCGCCGCCCCAAAGUUUUGGCCACACUCCACAUAGACGACUUAGAUGGUACUUGAUGACUGGCUAUGUUUGCUAUGCGGCCGCGAUCCUUGUGAUGACCUUCCUUGUGACCUAUGCAAACAUUAUCGCCAUUGACGAGGAGGUCCUGGAGUACAAUGUGGCUGACUUUACCAGAGUGAUGGGCAAUAUACAAAAGAGCCUGUAUUCGGUUAUGGCCAUCACCAAUCAGCUUAAUAUGCUGUUUAACUAUCGACGGCUUGGUGAAAUCUACAAGGACAUUGCCAGUUUGGAAAACGAUAUGGACGAGGCAUCGCAGUGUUUUGGUGGACAAAAGCAACGAUAUAGCUUCCGUGUUCGCCUGGCCUGCUGUUUGGGCUUUUGGAUGAUCCUGAUGAUGUGCUCCAUGCCCCGCUUAACAAUGACGGCCAUGGGUCCAUUUGUCAGUUUGCAGUUCAAGAUACUCACCGAGUUCGUCAUGAUAAUGCAGCAGCUCAAGAGUCUGGAGUACUGCGUAUUUGUACUCCUGAUCCACGAAUUGGUCCUGCGGUUGCGCCACACUCUUCUUCAGCUGCAGCAGGAGUUCCAGGACUGCGAGCAGCAGGACAUGCUCCAAGCUCUCUGCGUGGCUCUAAAGCGCAAUCAAUUGCUUUUGGGACGGAUUUGGAGACUGGAGGGCGACGUGGGCAUCUACUUCACGCCGACCAUGGUGCUGCUGUUCCUCUACAAUGGACUGACCAUUCUUCACAUGGUCAACUGGGUGUACAUCAACAAGUUCCUCAACGAUUCUUGUUGUCACUAUGAACGAUUCUUUGUCUGCUCUACGCUGAUAAUAAACCUUCUACUGCCCUGUCUUCUGUGUCAGCGUUGCAUUAAUGCGUAUAACUGCAUUCCACGAAUCCUGCAUCAGAUUCGUUGCACAUCCGCAGACCCGAACUUCCCCAUGUUGUCCAGAGGUUUGCGGGAAUACUCCUUGCAAAUGGAGCACCUGAAGUUACGCUUCACAUGCGGCGGAUUGUUUGACAUCAACUUAAAAUACUUUGGAGGGUUGCUCGUCACCAUUUCUGGUUAUGUCAUAAUCCUCUUACAAUUCAAAGUGCAGGCGAUUGCUGAGGACAGAUACAAAUCAAGUAUCGACGCCUAGCGGAUUAAGACUCAUUUAAAAGAGUAGUUAAGUAAUUAAUAUAAAAGGUAUUUUCCUCUUUAAGCGAAUGAAAGUAAAGGUACAUUUUAUCUUUCCUGAUUCUGAUCAUCUUUUAAAACCAAUAAAAGGCAGUAAUUGCAGUAAUGAGCAAAAA